UUUUUUUGGUGAGUAAAUGUGAACUCAUUUUAUUUAAAACGGCAGCAUUUUGCUUAGUCAUGGCCCACAGAUCACCUUCUUGUGGACAAGUGUACUUUAAUUUAAUCAAAAGAUGUUCAUUUUUAUACAAUUCACCUCAUCGUCUCCAUGUCAACUCCUUCUCUGUAAGUACAACUAAACACAACUGCACCCUCUCUGCCAACCCUUCAUAUGUUCGCAACCGCCACGUCGUCACCUGCCCUGCAAACGUUGGCACCCACGCGGUAUCGCUGCCACUUGCCAUCACAAGUUACCUAACACCUCGCCACACACGUGUCAUUAUUAUGGCAGCUGCCAGCAACAGUAACCAGUUACUGGGUGGAGCUUGCAGAGGACGCUUUGCAGCUCAGAGCACAGCCGCCAUCUUGACUGACUCUUCAUUGGGAGAUUGUGAGCGUUUUCACAGCAGUGAAUUACCUUCAUCCGUCACAGUUGGUUCAGGCAGUCGGCAGUGCAGUCACAGCAGUGAAGUACCGUCACUCGUCACAGUUGGUUCCGGCAGUUGGCAGUACAGUCACAGCAGUGAAUUACCGUCACCCGUCACAGUUGGUUCCGGCAGUCGACAGUGCAGUCACAGCAGUGAAGUACCGUCACCCGUCACAGUUGGUUCAGGCAGUUGGCAGUGCAGUCACAGCAGUGAAGUACCGUCACCCGUCACAGUUGGUUCAGGCAGUUGGCAGUGCAGUCACAGCAGUGAAGCACCGUCACCCGUCACAGUUGGUUCAGGCAGUUGGCAGUACAGUCACAGCAGUGAAGUACCGUCACCCGUCACACGUGGUUCACCAGAUUUCCUAUCGGCCAGCAUAAGUGGUUCCUCAUCUCGUCUUUCAGCGCGUACACGCGCAGAGCCAAAUUCACAUCGUUUCUUGACCGGUUCAUGCGGUUCGCGGGCUCGUGCGUUCUCAACUGCUGCUGUCACUAUGGAGUCGCUGCAGCAGAAGAAGGCUGCCUUCACGCCUCCCGAUAACCUCGGCACCAAGGUGUCGGUGGCCGAGGCUCGACGCUUCAUGCGCGAGUGCCUGACGAGUGUAGGUGUGUGUGAGGACAAGGCUGGUCAACACGCUGACGUUCUGCUCGCCGCCGACACCAGGGGGCACUUCAGCCACGGCCUCAACAGGCUUGAGAUGUACGUGAAUGAUGUACGCACGAAUAUUUGCGCUGGCAACGCUGAUCCCGUCAUCGUGAAGGAGAGCGUCGCGACGGCGCUGGUGGACGGCAGGAAUGGCCUGGGUCCCGUGGUGGGCAACUUCUGCAUGGACCUCGCCAUAGCCAAGGCUAGGCAGGCGGGCGUCGGCUGGGUGUGUGCUAGAGGUGAGCGUCGGCUGGGUGUGUGCUAGAGAUGAGCCUCACGUGCCCUAGGCCUCUUAGGCAUGAGCUUCACCAACACUUCACCGCUGGUCGCUCCAACUCGUGCCAAAGGGCCCGCCCUGGGGACAAACCCCAUCUCUGUGGCCGCCCCUGCAGCGCCCGGUGACCCUUUCGUCCUGGACAUGGCCACCUGUACCGUGGCCGUUGGCAAGCUGGAGGUGAGCAGGAGGAAGGGGGAGCAGAUUCCCCUAGGAUGGGCCCAGGACAAGGAUGGCAAGGUCACCACGGACCCUGAACUGGGCAUGGCUGGGGCCCUCAUGCCUCUUGGCGGCCCUGAGGACAAUUCUGGCUACAAGGGCUUCGGCCUGGCCAUGAUGGUCGAGCUUUUCUGUGGCAUCCUCAGCGGCGGCCAGUAUGGCCCCAACGUCCGCCGCUGGAUGGACACGACUCGUGAAGCAGACCUCGGCCAGUGCUUCGUGGCCAUCAACCCUGAGUGCUUCGCCCCUGGCUUCGCAGACCGCAUGUCAGACCUCAUGACGCACUGCAGGAACAUGGAGCCGUCUGUUGCCUCCCGCCCGGUGCUGGUGGCAGGAGACCCUGAGCGUCAGCACGAGCACAAGGUGAAGGCUGAGGCCGGCAUCUCCUACCACAUCAACCAGAUCACCGACUCGUGGCGUCUGGCACAAGUGCUGAACGUACGGCCGAUGGCCGGCGUCUGAACACCCGUCUUCUGAUCACGACCCAUCUCAAGACCUCUUCUUUCAUCCUCACUCUAUUAUCUUUUUUUAUCCUCACUCUAUUCUCUUCUUUUAUCCUCCCUCUAUUCUCUUCUUUUAU
This is a messenger RNA of Hyalella azteca, 2184 nucleotides long. RefSeq lists its product as uncharacterized. The record is from RefSeq and is a predicted model, not a curated record. Lineage: Eukaryota; Metazoa; Arthropoda; Malacostraca; Amphipoda; Hyalellidae. Gene Ontology annotation, molecular function: oxidoreductase activity. The transcript has 10 exons.